Messenger RNA from Geodia barretti, 171 nucleotides. NCBI's taxonomy places the organism in Eukaryota, Metazoa, Porifera, Demospongiae, Tetractinellida, Geodiidae. The record is from the annotation of a GenBank genome assembly.
AUGGCACUAUACGAAAUUCUCAGUCAAAUGACUGUCUUUGAUAACGUCAGCAUUUGCUUCGUUGGAGACAUAUUCCACUUUCAAAAUAUACUGGUUCUCAGCAGCACCUCUCAGAUUUCCAAAUAUGAACGAAAUGUCGGUAUUUUCUACGGCAUACAGAUGAGCCUUCCU